UUGGAGGGGUGCGUGCGAGAGAUUUUGCGGGCUUUAGGAGAAGACGUCGAGCGAGAGGGAUUAUUAGACACCCCCUCGCGCGUGGCCAAGGCGUUGAUGUUCGCGACGCGCGGUUACGACGCGUGCGCGACGGUGGCGCUAGGGACGGCGCUGUUUCACGAGACGGGCAUGGCGAACGCGAUGCGAACGACGACGACGAAUGAGAUCGCGAAUGGCACGCACGAUAUGGUGCUCGUGAGGGAUAUUCCAGUGUUCAGCACGUGCGCGGAGACAUUCAUGCCGUUCUACGGGGUGAUUCACGUCGGGUACGCCCCGAACGCGGGCGUCAUCGUUGGCUUGAGCAAGCUCGCGCGCGUCGCGGAGGUGUACGCGAGACGAUUACAAACCCCAGAUGGGCUGCAAGUGCAAGAGCGACUCACGCGCGAUGUCGCAGAAGAAGUUAGCAAACUUACGGGAGGAUUAGGGGUCAUGGUGGCCGCGCGCGCGGCGCAUCUUUGCAUGGUGAGUCGAGGUGUGGAAAAGCCGGGGAGUUCGACGUGCACAGUGACGAAACUCGGUCGUUUUGCCUCCGAGCCCGCGCUGCGCUCG
Ostreococcus lucimarinus CCE9901 is the source of this 588-nucleotide messenger RNA. RefSeq lists its product with no specific name. Gene Ontology annotation, cellular component: cytoplasm. Gene Ontology annotation, molecular function: GTP binding; GTP cyclohydrolase I activity; zinc ion binding. The record is from RefSeq and is a predicted model, not a curated record. Gene Ontology annotation, biological process: tetrahydrofolate biosynthetic process; tetrahydrobiopterin biosynthetic process. The transcript has 2 exons. Lineage: Eukaryota; Viridiplantae; Chlorophyta; Mamiellophyceae; Mamiellales; Bathycoccaceae. The annotation marks the transcript as partial.